Molecule: messenger RNA, 1125 nt
Organism: Aspergillus homomorphus CBS 101889
Lineage: Eukaryota; Fungi; Ascomycota; Eurotiomycetes; Eurotiales; Aspergillaceae
Product: alpha/beta fold hydrolase
Exons: 2
Coding region: 47-1051 (334 amino acids)
Source: RefSeq, a predicted model, not a curated record
CCACAUUUUGCCCCCGCCGGUGAAUUUUAUACCAUUUACUGCAGUCAUGGCGCCUCUUACAGCGGAGGAGCUCGUUAAGCAUCCUGCGUAUAGCACAGUCGAGUGGGAACUUCAUCCAACGACGUCCGGAAAACAGGCAGUGGCCCAAAACCGUCGGGGAGGGCCGAUCAAUCUGUACUAUGAACUUCACGGGACGGGACCAGUGAAGCUCGUCUGGAUUAUGGGCCUCAACGGGACGCUGAAGGACUGGCGACGCCAGACCAGAUACUUCGGGCACGAGCACGCAUCGGAAUACACCUGCCUGGUGUUUGACAACCGUGGCGUUGGCCUUUCAGACAAGCCGGUCUGCUUCUACUCGACCUCCGAAAUGGCCCAGGACGUCGUCGACCUGGUCAACUCGCUGGGAUGGAUCGACCUGGCCGGACCGCCCGAGCGAUCAAUCCACGUCAUUGGUGCCAGCAUGGGCGGCAUGAUUGCCCAGGAGGUCGCGAUGCUCAUCCCCGAUCGCUUAGCGAGCCUGACCCUUAACUGUACAGCGCCGCGGCUGGUUCGGACGACUCCGUUCGUGGAGAACCUGCGACAGCGGGCGAACAUGUUCAUUCCCCGCCACAUCGAUGUGGAGCUGGAUCGGCUUGCGAAGAGCAUUUUUGCCGACGAUUUUCUCGCGGAGCCAGACACCGAAUACGAGGACCCGAAGAAGAACUUUCCGACCAAGCGCGAUCGCUUCGCCGCGAGCGUCAUCCGGAAGCGUACCAAAACAGACGAGUACACCAAGAAGGGCUUCAUGCUGCAGAUCGUCGCCUGCUACUUCCAUCACAAGUCGGCGGCGCAGCUGAAGACCUUAGGGGAUCGAGUAGGCAGAGACCGGAUCGCGGUGACUCAUGGCACAAAGGACAUGAUGCUGACAUUUCGGCACGGGGAGAUCUUACGGCAGGAGAUCGGCGACGGGAUCACCUGGAAGGUCUUCGAAGGGAGCGGCCACAUGCUCGGCUGGGAACGUGAGAACGAGAUCCACGAGUUGAUUGAGGACUUGGUGGCCCGAUGCAAUUAGAGGGCGUUAUUGAGCGCGAGCGCAUACGACAUUCCCCCACAUGACUGCAUUAAUGAUUAUACUGUACAUUAGAC